This is a messenger RNA of Beta vulgaris subsp. vulgaris (sugar beet), 2625 nucleotides long. Its product is annotated as protein NSP-INTERACTING KINASE 1. Gene Ontology annotation, biological process: protein phosphorylation. Gene Ontology annotation, molecular function: protein kinase activity; protein binding; ATP binding. The record is from RefSeq and is a predicted model, not a curated record. Lineage: Eukaryota; Viridiplantae; Streptophyta; Magnoliopsida; Caryophyllales; Amaranthaceae. The coding region runs from base 304 to 2184 and encodes 626 amino acids. The transcript has 11 exons.
GACAUGUUGGUUCCUUUUCACUCACUCACACUAUGCAGUAUGCCCCCACUCUCUCUCUCCUCUCCUUUUCUCCACCAAAGCCUCUUUUUUGCCUCUGGGUCCUCCUGACAUGGUGUGUCACAUUGUCAGAGAAAUUGCACACUCUUUGUAUUUUAUUUCAUGAGAGGAUUAGAAAUUGCCUCAUUUGAUGUGUAUUCUUCACAAAUUUGAAUUAUUCUAAACUACUUUCCACCUUCUUUCAACUGGGUUUUUUUCUGGGUCUUUUUUCAUACCUGUUUACCAGGUAUUCGACAUAUUGCCUCAAUGAAGUUGUUAAAGAUCAGAGAACUUUUGCUCCUCUCUCUUGUCUUCUUCUUCUUAUGCAAUUCUUCUCUUAGUCUUCUCACACCUGAUGGAGUCAAUUAUGAAGUACAAGCUUUGAUGGAUAUAAAAGAAUCUCUGAGGGACCCACAUGGUGUUCUUGAUAAUUGGGAUAGAAAUGCUGUGGAUCCAUGCAGUUGGGCUAUGGUUUCUUGUUCUUCAGAAGACAGAGUUAUUAGUCUGGGGAUUCCAAGUCAAGGGUUAUAUGGUACACUUUCAGCAAGCAUUGGGAACUUGACAAAUCUACAGACUGUGCUUUUGCAGAAUAACAACAUAUCAGGACAUAUUCCUGCUGAAAUAGGAAGGUUGUCUAAACUUCAAACACUUGACAUUUCUGAUAAUUUCUUCAGAGGAAGAAUUCCACCUUCUCUGUCUCAUUUGAGCACCCUUCAUUACUUGAGGCUGAACAACAAUAGUCUUUCUGGAGAAAUUCCUCAAUCCUUUGCAAAUAUGACUCAGCUCACAUUCUUAGACCUCUCCUACAAUAAUCUGAGUGGUCCUGUACCAAGAUUCCUAACAAAAACAUUCAGUGUUGUAGGAAAUCCUCAAAUAUGUGCCGCAACAAGCGAUAACGAUUGCUAUGGAACAGCUCAGUUACCUCUCUCUUUCAAUGUCAAUAAUACAGCCAGUUUCCAGCCUUCUCAGAAACGCAAAGGUCAUGGCAAGCUUGCCUUGGCCUUAGGUUCAAGUCUAGCUAGCAUUUGCCUGCUCAUUCUCGGGUUUGGUUUCCUUUUAUGGUGGCGAUAUAAGCACCAUAAGCAGAUGUUUUUUGAUGUCAAAGACCGACAUCAUGAAGAUGUUUGCCUUGGAAACUUGAGGAGAUUCCAUUUUAGGGAACUUCAUAGUGCAACAAACCACUUCAGUAGCAAAAACAUAGUUGGAAAGGGUGGUUUUGGGAUUGUAUACAGAGGGCACCUUUCAGAUGGUACAGUUGUGGCAGUUAAGAGGCUCAAGGAUGGAAAUGCCAUUGGUGGGGAGAUCCAAUUUCAGACUGAAGUCGAGAUGAUCAGCUUGGCUGUACACAGGAAUCUUUUACGCCUAAAUGGGUUCUGUAUGACUGCCACCGAGAGGCUUUUGGUCUACCCUUACAUGUCGAAUGGAAGUGUGGCUUCUCGUCUCAAAGCAAAGCCAUCCUUGGACUGGGGUACCAGAAAACGAAUCGCGUUAGGGGCAGCUAGGGGACUACUAUAUCUUCAUGAGCAAUGUGAUCCUAAGAUUAUCCAUAGGGAUGUUAAGGCAGCUAAUAUUCUACUGGACGAUGAUUGUGAGGCUGUUGUCGGAGAUUUUGGUUUGGCAAAGCUAUUGGACCACCGGGAUUCACAUGUCACUACAGCUGUUAGGGGCACCGUGGGGCAUAUAGCUCCAGAGUACCUUUCUACAGGACAAUCUUCAGAAAAAACAGAUGUCUUUGGAUUUGGGAUCCUCCUACUAGAGUUGAUAACUGGUCAAAGGGCAAUAGAUUUUGGCAAAGCAGCAAACCAGAAAGGAGCCAUGUUAGACUGGGUUAAGAAAAUUAACCAAGAAAAGAAGCUAGAAAUGUUGGUAGACAAGGACUUGAAGAACAACUAUGACAGCAUUGAACUUGAAGAAAUAGUCCAAGUAGCUCUCUUAUGUACUCAAUUCCUCCCUAAUCAGAGACCUAGGAUGUCAGAAGUGGUAAGGAUGCUCGAGGGAGAUGGCCUCGCAGAGAAAUGGGAAGCUUCUCAAAGAGCUGAUUCCACAAGGAGCAGAGUAACUGAGUUCUCCUCUUCAGAGAGAUACUCUGAUCUCACCGAUGAUUCUUCAUUGCUUGUCCAAGCAAUGGAGCUCUCUGGACCAAGAUGAUAGUUCUAUCUCAAUAGCAAAAUGACGGUGUAUAUUGCACAUAGAGAAUGGUUGGGUUACUUCAGCAAGAUUGUGGAUCGCACAAUCUCACUUCCUUGAGCAUCAUUGUUAGUGAGCGCGCCAAUGAAACUCAGCAGAGUUUGUCCAUAAUUUGGUAUUGUACAGAAUCAGAUUCCAGAAACUUAGUGUUUAGAAUGAGGAUUAAAAGCGACCUUAUCUCUUAAUUGCAUAGAGAAUAUUGUUAAAGAGUGUGGGUCAAGUUUGUAAGAAUAAUGUAAUGUGAGAAAGGGUUCCCUUUUUCUUUUUUCUUACAUUUUAACAAAUUGUGAAAUCUAAGGCUAUUGUAGUAAGCUGUAAGCAUAUAUAGUGGAAUUUUGAAGGAUGUAAUUUAUUUUCCAACCAUACGUUAAACAGGGUGUAUAAUAUAUUCCUAUUCGUUAA